Molecule: messenger RNA, 845 nt
Organism: Dothidotthia symphoricarpi CBS 119687
Lineage: Eukaryota; Fungi; Ascomycota; Dothideomycetes; Pleosporales; Dothidotthiaceae
Exons: 2
Coding region: 390-845 (151 amino acids)
Source: RefSeq, a predicted model, not a curated record
UUAACAUGUUUCACCGGCCUGUCAUAUGAUUUACAAGUCGUAUCCAUCCAUGCAACCUGACUGGGAGCAUCCUUCUACCAAUGCGUAACUUGCCAUUUUCCAACUUGUUUGCUGCCCACUCGAGCCUUUGCUCACCUUAUGCACACUCCAACCGCUUCAAUAACGCUGCACUUUUUCCAGCCACUUGAACCAUGUCGCCCAUGCCCGUGUCGUGUAGCUCUUGGAUAUAUGUCCAGCAGCUGCAUCAAUAACUGUCUGCAAUUAAAGACAGGCGCUCUAUGAGCUGCUUACGGCCGUUUGAACUAACGCAAUCUCUUGUUCGCUCGCAGAAUAAAUACAAUUCUGGCUUGGAUAUAUUUGACCGGCACUGGCACGUCCUUGCUUGAGGUAUGACAUGGACGUGUACCCAGCAACAAGUGCUGUUCUUCCAAACACCGGCGACAUCACUUGGACGAAGACGUCUUUGCCCUCUGACGUGCGGGCAAGCCUGGAGGUUCGGCGCUUGCACCUCGACAAGCGUGAGGCACAUUAAUUCUGGCCAACCAAAUCACGACGAUGUGGUCUCUCGUAUCAAGAUGCUACUCAGCCUUUCUCGGGAUAUGGCCAAGCGCGAUGUCAUCAAGCGGCUAUCGCAGUUUGUGGCAAACGUGACCCCCAUCACCGGCAUCAAUGAAGCAUGGACGACGCAUUUCGAUGACCGACCCCUUCCUAACAGCGCCGGAUAUCGUGGUAACCUUGAGAUCGCGCUUCGUUGCGUUCUUGGCAGGUCAUACGAGUCCGUCACUCUGGAAGAUAAGUACGAUGAUUCUGUAAAAGAAGUGGCCAAGCGCGCGCAAUCAGAGUGA